AAUCUAUGAUAUAAUUCUCCCCCCCGCCCUCUCUAAAGCUUUAACAAAUACCCCGACCCACUCCCCCUCCACCCAAUCAAACACAGCCCAAUGGAAACAAACUACGCCCUCCUCCGCGAGUCCCUCACCCCAGCCAUUCUCCAAAAAUCCAUCCUUUCUCCAAACCCCGCCACGGACCUAGAAGACCUCAGCGACUUCCUAGACUACCUAACCCAAGAACUCUACACCUUCCUCCCACCACCCCUCCAAACCGCCACACCCCUCUCCACCACCACCCUAUACCACCCCCUAAUCCCCCCGCUCUCCACCCUCCCCCCAUCAAUCACGGAAUCGCUGACAAACUACGACAUAGUCCCCGACACCGACGACGUCGAGAAACUGAUCUCGCGCGUGCUGUCAGAGUACAUCGACGCGGCGUGCACGCCGCCGCCGGAGUGGACGGGAGCGGGGAGUAGGAACGAUGCGUGUGAGAUUUGCGAGAGGGUCGGAGUGGGGAUUACGUAUCAUCAUUUGAUUCCGAAAUCUACGCACGCAAAAGUAAUCAAGAGGAAGUGGCAUCCGGAGGUUAUGCUUGAUAGCGUUGCAUGGCUUUGUCGACCGUGUCAUUCGACUGUUCAUCGUUGCGCUUCCAAUGAAGUUCUUGCCCGGGAGUAUUAUACCGUUGCCCUGUUGCUUGAGAGGGAGGAUAUACAGAGGGGGCUUAAGAAUCGGUAGGAUGGUUGGUGGUGGUACUGUACAAUACCGGGACAAAAGCGAUCGUCACUUGCUCUUUUCACACCAAAAGUGGCUGUUCUUGCAACAAUGCCAUGUCAACUUCAAUUGA
This is a messenger RNA of Tuber melanosporum (Perigord truffle), 823 nucleotides long. RefSeq lists its product as uncharacterized. The transcript is spliced from 3 exons. NCBI's taxonomy places the organism in Eukaryota, Fungi, Ascomycota, Pezizomycetes, Pezizales, Tuberaceae. The record is from RefSeq and is a predicted model, not a curated record. Bases 91 to 714 code for a protein of 207 amino acids.